AUGCACCUCCCGGAUUCAACUCUCGAUCAGAUCUCUAAACUUGCCCGAACCUUUCUCUGGAGUAAUGGCAGCAAUGUUCGUUGCUUUCACUCUAUUGGUUGGUCGGUUACUACACUUAAAAAAUCUGAGGGGGGGCUUGGUCUCAGAAACCUUAGGCUUGUUCGGCACUCUCUUAUGGCCAAAAACAUUUUUGCUAUUUUAAAUUCUGAUUCAAAGAUCUGGGUGGAUAUUUUCAAUCACAAAUAUUCAAAUUGGCAUCCUUGGUCUGUUGUCUCUCCUUCUAAAUCCUCUUGGUUUUUUAAAUCAAUUUCUCGCUCUGCUCAGUGUUUAAAAAUGCAUCUUCGUAUCCUUAGAGCUAAUCCUAAUGAUUUGGACUUGUUGAGGGAUCCUUGUCUGUUGGACCUUCCUAUCUUGUUUAAGCCAACUUACCUUAACAUGGACUUUAACUUUGAUAAUUUGCACUUUUCGGGCCUCUUUCUGGUGGACGGCAUUAAUACUCCCCUUUUUCACAACAUCUUUGGCCACAACAUUGACUGGGAUUGGAUCAAUACCAUCAGGUUUGAUCUUAAUUCCCAUAACCACUGGGUUUGGGGGCCCUCCUCCCAUUUUUCCUCAGUUGCUGCUGCUGUUUAUGAUUGUUUGAUCUCUUUUGACAUUAGCCCUUGGUCAGGCUGGAACUGCAUUUGGAAACUUUGUAUUUUGCCUCGCACUAAGACCUUUAUUUGGAAGCUUGGCCACGGCAAACUCCCUUCUGGUGAUUAUCUUUAUAAUCUUAAUAUUGGCCCUCCUUCUCUGUGUCCAUUCUGUGGUCUGGCUCCUGAGACGGCUUCCCAUAUCAUUUGGAACUGCUGUAAAAUUUAUCCUAUCUGGGAGUUUCUCUGUGCUACUUUCAAUUUGGAUCCAAUUAUUAUCUCUGGUUUUUGUUCGAGUAACUGGCUCACCUCGAGAAUUAGCUCUAUGUUUUCUAAUGAUUUUUUCAAAGCUCUUAUUGCCACUAUUGCUUGGAUUAUUUGGAAAGAUCGUUGUAAUCUUAUCUUCAAAAACUGGCAACCCAAAUUCCAUACCAUCUACUCGCGUGCUUGGCGCCUCUGUCAGGAUUUCUUCAAAUCUGUCGGCAAAGAUUUCAGGGAGUUUUCUUACCCCUCUUUAUCCUUUAGCUCUUGGAGAUCUAUUAAUCUUUUCACAGAUGCAUCUUGGUCUAGCUCUUCUGUGAGUUGUGGCUUGGGCUUUAUUGCUACAGCUCUGGCCAAGUCUUGCUUGCAGGAUCUGUGGGUAGCUGCUCGGAUUCUCCAUUUUCUGCUGAGAUUGCGGCUAUCCAUUUUGCGCUUGACCAUUGCAUCUCUAAAAACUGGCUUCCUAAUCGAAUUUUCUGUGAUUGCCCAGGUAUCUCUGGCUUACUCAAACACUUCGACAGCUGUGUGGCGUGGCGCUUUCAACCUAGCUAUUGACAGUCUCAAGAUCAAGCUUCUCAACUUCCCAUGUUCGGAUUUCAAAUCUAUACCCCGUUCAGACAACCUGAUCGCAGAUGCUCUCGCAAACUUUGGUCGUUCAAACCCGCAUUUAUCUCUUUUCGAUCAGGGCUUGGAUCGUCCCCGUUGGCUCGAAGACCUCUGCCGGAGUCUUCAUUUUUUCUUCUAG
Molecule: messenger RNA, 1638 nt
Organism: Dioscorea cayenensis subsp. rotundata (Guinea yam)
Lineage: Eukaryota; Viridiplantae; Streptophyta; Magnoliopsida; Dioscoreales; Dioscoreaceae
Exons: 1
Coding region: 1-1638 (545 amino acids)
Source: RefSeq, a predicted model, not a curated record